CUAACUCCAGCCCCCUGUCACAGGCAGGGAUGCCACACGCCAGAGCGGGUUGGCCAAGGCCCUGUCCAGCCUGGUCUUGAAAGCAGUGAGCUUGGGGAGUCGCGAUAACAACGACAGCAGUCGGGCAGAAAAACAUUUCCUAGUAGUGACAGAGCUGUCAGAAAUACUAAAAGGCAGUUGCGAGGGAAACUUACGUAGCGGUAGUGAAAAAGAAAGUAUCAAGAUGAGUAAAAAGCCUCCAAAUCGUCCUGGAAUCACAUUUGAGAUUGGUGCUCGUUUGGAGGCACUGGAUUAUUUACAAAAAUGGUAUCCAUCUCGUAUAGAGAAGAUAGAUUAUGAGGAGGGGAAGAUGUUAGUCCAUUUUGAACGUUGGAGUCAUCGCUACGAUGAGUGGAUUUACUGGGACAGCAACAGGUUGCGACCCUUGGAGCGACCGGCAUUAAGGAAAGAAGGGCUGAAAGAUGAUGAAGAAUUUGUUGAUUUUAAACCUGGAGAAGAAGUCCUAGCUCGUUGGACAGACUGUCGAUAUUACCCAGCAAAGAUUGAAGCAAUUAAUAAAGAGGGAACGUUCACAGUACAGUUCUAUGAUGGUGUUAUUCGAUGUCUUAAGAGGAUGCAUAUCAAAUCUAUGCCAGAGGAUGCAAAAGGGCAGGCGCGCGAGAGGGAGCAGAUAGCGCCGGAGCUGAGAUUAGUGACGGAAAUCGAACCAAAAGAAGAUUGGAUAGCUUUGGUCAAAGCUGCUGCUGCAGCAGCAGCCAAGAACAAAGCAGGAAGUAAACCUAGAACCAGCGCAAACAGCAAUAAGGAUAAAGAGGAUCGAAAAUGGCUAAAAGUUCCUUCAAAAAAGGAAGAAACCUCAACCUCUACAAUCAUGCAGGAAGUCCAAAAAAAGGAAGAGGAGCCUACAUCUAGUGACACAUUUGGAUUUCCUGUAGUGGAUGUUCCAAAGAUGGCCUUUGUACAGGCAGAGAGCACGUUAUCACACAAGAGGAAAAGUAAUCUAGGAAACUCAUUUCAGGCAAAGAGAGCUCGUCUUAACAAGAUCACUGGUUUAUUGGCAUCCAAAGCCGUUGUUGCAGAUGGUGCUGAAAAAAAGGAAGGCAACAAAGAAACAGCUCCAGUCCUGGAGCAGGAGAUUUCACCUAAACCACAAAGUCAGAAAAAAAAUGAAGCUGAUAUUAGCAGUUCUGCCAACAUUCAGAAACCUGCACUGUUAUCCUCAACUUUGUCUUCAGGAAAGGCUCGCAGCAAGAAAUGCAAACAAGAAUCUGGAGAUUCUUCUGGGUGUAUAAAGCCCCCUAAAUCACCACUUUCCCCAGAAUUAAUACAAGUCGAGGAUUUGACGCUGGUCUCUCAGCUUCCUUCUUCUGUGAUAAAUAAAACUAGUCCAUCACAACCACUGAAUUCCCCUAGAUCCUACAAACAUAGUCAACGGAGAAGAAGAUCACAACGUUUAGCCACUUGCUCGUUGCCUGAUGAUUCUGUAGAAAAAGUUUCUUCUCCCUCUUCAGUUACUGAUGGAAAAGUGUUCUCCAUCAGUGCUCAAAACCAACAGUCAUCAAAAUUGGAGGUACCCGAUGUUGCUCAUAUGUCACUUGAGAAGCGUGGACCCUGUCUCCCUCUUGAUUUAAGCCGUAGUUCGGAAGUUUCAGCACCAUUAUCCACAGAAUCCACUUUCCGUAAUGAAUACCCCAGUAAAGACAAGGAAGAUAUUCAGAUGAUUACAUAUCUUUCUUCCAAAGCAGUAACUGAUGGAAGAGUAGCUACAACAGCGUCAGGUGCGAUGAGAAUAGAAAGAAAAGGAAAACUGGAAGAGAAGAGUUCCACAACAUAUGGUAAAAAGAAAGAAAAGGAAAAGGAGAAAAAAGAGAAAAAGGAGAAAGAUCAUAAAUCAAAACAGAAAAAGAAGAAGAAAAAAAAGAAGAAAUCUAAACAGCAUGAUUAUUCGGAUUAUGAAGAUAGUUCUGUUGAGUACUUGGACAGGUGCUCUUCUCCAUUAACGCGGUCCUCAGGAAGCUCUCUGACUUUGCGCAGCAUGUUCUCAGAGAAGAAUACAUCGUACCAGUAUCCAAGAGCUAUCUUGUCUGUUGACCUUAGUGGAGAAAAUCUUUCAGAUGUUGAGUUCCUGGAUGAUUCCUCUACAGAGAGUUUGUUACUUAGUGGUGAUGAAUACAAUCAGGAUUUUGAUUCAACUAACUUUGAAGAGUCUCAGGAUGAAGAUGAUGCUCUCAAUGAAAUUGUUAGAUGCAUUUGUGAACUGGAUGAAGAAAAUGGCUUUAUGAUUCAGUGUGAAGAGUGCUUGUGUUGGCAGCACAGUGUAUGCAUGGGAUUGUUAGAGGACAGCAUUCCAGAGCAGUACAUCUGUUAUAUCUGCAGAGACCCACCAGGUCAGAGGUGGAGUGCCAAAUAUCUUUAUGAUAAAGACUGGCUAAACAACGGACACAUGUGUGGAUUAUCAUUUUUGAAAGAAAACUACUCUCAUCUUAAUGCCAAAAAGAUUGUGUCAACUCAUCACCUACUGGCUGAUGUAUAUGGUGUAACAGAAAUACUGCAUGGACUACAGCUGAAGAUUGGGAUAUUGAAAAAUAAACAUCACCCAGACCUUCAUCUCUGGGCUUAUUCAGGGUUGCGGAAAGAACAGGAACAAAUAACUCUUGGGGUAGAGAAAAAGAUAGUGACUUUGCCAGAUGCUGUUAAUCUGACUGAAAGGACGUGUCACAGUCAAAACCAUAAAGAGACACCUAGUUUACCCCAGAAGAUGGAGGAAACAUACAUCACAAGUGAGCACAGUUACCAAAAACCACAGAGUUUUGGUCAAGACUGCAAAGCAGUCACUGACCCUAUGAGCUCAGAUGAUGAAGAUACGAGUAGCUUUGAUGAAGACCAGGAAUUUUGUUCAGAGAAUAAAAACUGUUUACAGUAUUCUUUUAAAGAUGAUGGCAUGAAUGAGCAGAAGAAUUCUGCUGAAGGAAACACUGUGUUUCUUUGUAAUGAAAGAAAAGGCUCAGAGGAACAAGUGGACACGCAUCUUCAAUGGCAGCUAAAUCUCCUUACCCAUAUAGAGAAUGUACAGAACGAAGUCACCAGCAGAAUGGACCUGAUUGAAAAGGAAGUUGAUGUUUUAGAAAGCUGGUUGGAUUUCACUGGAGAACUGGAGCCACCAGAUCCUCUGGCAAGAUUGCCUCAGCUCAAGAGGCGUAUCAAACAGCUCUUAAUUGACAUGGGGAAAGUACAGCAAAUAGCAACGCUUUGCUCUGUAUGACAAAAGGAAGAAUAAAGGAAUGAAAAUAGGUUCUCUACGGUGAAUUUUCUUACUAGCCACAAGACUGACAGGAAGACAGCAAAAAGCUGAGCAUUUAUAUAGUUCUUUGCUGAUUACAUUAAUAGCCUGAAGCUUUAGAGAAAGGAGAGGAAAUCUAGAGUAAGAAAUCUGUUGUACUGAAAAUCUGAAUAUUCAAUGUCCAAACCUCAAAAUGUAAUGUAUUACACACUGAAAAAUUUGAUUUGAUCUUAACAUGAUAAACAAGGAAACUUCUGUGUACAAGAAAGCUGAACAAACACUCUGCGAAGAACAAUGCUACUAUUUUGAAACCUUUGGCAGAAAAUUCUAAAUUCAGUAUUCCACUGACUAAAAGUUAUUGAGAACUGUAUUUUCAAUUAAUUCCUCUUAUCUUGCUAGUGAAAGAUAGACACAGAGAGAUCUGUAUCCUCUCUACAAGAAAAUUUAUAGAUUAUUUCCUUCUCUCAUGAAUGUUCAGGAAAAUGAGCAUACUAGCUUUGAUUUUGAAAGAAACUACUUGUCAUGGCCUCCUUUUUAAAGUAUUUUUUUAAAUAGAAAUCCUUAUUACAGCACCCUUAGGCUCCUUUAAAACAUAAGUGGCAAAUAGUGGUCAGAUGUGCCAAAUAAUAUUUACAACCACUGGGAUGAGAUUUUUAUUAUGGCUUACAUGAAGGUUUUUUUCCAAAGUCCUACUUGGUGCCAGCAAUCCACCCCAAAUUGUAUGUAGGUGGGUUUUUGUUUUUAUUUUUAUUUUUUUUUAAAAUGUUAUAUGGCAGUAUUCAGAGUUCAAAGUACCCUUUUGGUCCUGGAUAGCUCUAUUCUGGUUUGUGCCCUCUAAAACUUUACCAUCCUCAGCUGGGAUGAGGAAUGACAAGAGAAGCAAAACUGUCUGUGGCUGUGAAUAUACUAAACCACUAGGAUAAAUAUUGCAAGAUACAUUACACAUUUUUUUAUAAAAAUGUCCAGCUUCAGUGAAUGAAACAUCAUGAAACCAAAGGCAACGUAGUUGCUCUGUUAGCUCUUGCUGGUUUUUGAGCCCAGGACUUUCCCUGUGCUGUUAAGUUGCCGCUGUACCCAGUGCUACAUACAUACUUGUAUGUGUAUGUAUAUGUGUAUAGAUACACAUGUACAUAUAUACAUACUAUAUACAUUUAUAUCUACAUGUCUAGUUUUAUUACAAUAGACUAUAAGAACUGGUGGUUAACAUGAAAUGUUACCUUUUAACAAGCAGUUUCUAAAAUUGAAAAUAAUGUAUGUACAGGUUUUGAAAUUUGUAAAAUAUGACUGUUAAAAGGAGGCUAUUUAACUGAUGACAUUAAGAUACUUGAACAUUUUAUGCCUCGCAUCUGUUUAUCAGUUCUAGUUAUCUGUAUAAAUGCAUUUUAGAACCGAUAGACGGUAAACUUGAAUUUACCUUUUGAUAAGAGUACAAGCCACUGUACAUUCAAAAAUUAUUUAAAUUUGCAAACACACUGUUCUAUAUGUAAGGUACUGUAUGUAAAACUGUUUAUUAAAACUAUUCUGCAUACUCUACAUUUUCCAUUUUUCUUCCUGAUCUACAUAUAAGUGUAAAAUGUGAUUACAAUAAUGUACAGACCAUCAAAAAUCAAAAAUUCCUGGACUGCCUUUUGAUUCUUUAAAUUGAAAAAAUGUGCCAAAGAUGGAUUAUCUGGGAAAGACUUUGCAACCUGUGCAUUGAACUUUCAUGAUAAAACCAUAAUUGAGAAAGUAGCGUGGCUGGUUCAUUGCUAAAACAUACCUACCCUGACAUCUCCUGUCUGUCUGUCAUGUCUGAAGUAAGUUAUCACUCUUGAUGUCGAAAACAAAAUGUAAGCCUGUGUUACAGAGUGGUUGCUAUUUAAGAAGUCUUACCAUGUCAAGCUUAUAGGAGAUAUUACAGAUCUGUAUGAUAAUAUGGAAGUCAAUUAUAGCACCGUGAUCGGCAACUUCCUAAUACAGGAAGAAUACAGCAGCUGAGGGGUUGUUGACAUUUUUAUAGCAACUGUUAAUAAAUAAAGUACUCUGUGUUAUAUAGUUGGAUGCUUAAAUUACCGCUUAAACCAAUAUGAACAGCUGAGUGACCUACUUGCUUUUUGAUAUGUGAGACUCAUAUUAUUCACUUGCUGCAUAUCCCUGAAUGUGGUACUGUGUGUACUGUAUAACAGAAGUGUAAAUCCUGGUGAAUUACUUUGAAACAAAGUGGAGUGUAUUUACCUAAUUUAUACAGCAUACACUGUAGCGAUAUUAUGCAAUGUGUGUGCAUGUGUGUGAUGUAAUAUAACUGUAAAUGUUACUGAAGGUGGAGGUGUUCGGAGAGAUUCCAGGUGGGAGAAAGGGAAGUGCAGGGAUGGAGGAAUUUCCUGAAAAGGACGUCAUGAGGACAGACUUGGAGUUGUCCUUGCAGCUCUUUGCAGCAGUCUCUAAAUUUACAUGAGUACAUAACCUUAUCCCUCAGGAUCUUACCUUAUUCAGCAUGGACUGUGCUAACAAAAACAAAUAAUCUGUUUAAUAUUUAUUUUUUACCUUCAUUUCUUGUGUAGUCAAUCAUUAUAAAUAGAGGAAAAAAAUCUUGCAAGCAAUCAUAUCUUGUAAAAAAAAAUAUAAUCCUAGUUUUCUUAAGGAGAGUGUUAUGAUACAUUCAUUUUGCGUUGCCCGAAUGCUUCACAAACUUGUCUUGGUUUACUUUCUCAAAUUGUGACGUUAGUCUGUGACACAUGUAUGUUAGUUUUGGCCCCGGUUUCAAAAGCAUCCCAUACAUCUGAGUACUUGAGAAAGUUUUUUUUUUGAACACUUACAAGUCAAGUGCCAUAAAAGGCAAAGUGUUUUGCACAGAGUAUAACCUACAGUUGAAUGCUUUGCUCAUGUGCCAGUCAAACCUGAUGUGUUCUGGUUCAUACUAUUAAGUCUAGCUGACAUCAAGGGAAUCUUUUUUGUUGUUCUGUAGGCAUCAUUUUCCAUCUGUCUUCCUGCUUCCUCAAUAAAUAAUCCAGGGAUCUAUACACAGUCUCUUAGCAACAUCACUUACCUGGCUAUGAAUUGCACUUUCUUGUGCUGUAUGACAAAGGAGGCUGUCUUCAAGGAGGGAAUAAUAGUAUGUGGUGCUGUAAUAACUGUUUUUGAUGCUUGUGCUCAGGAAGGUAAAAUACAUAUAUUAUUAUUUUUUUUUAAGUUUGCAGCCACCUUUUAACUUUUAAGUAAUAAACAAAAGGGAAGUGACAUUAUACUUGUGAUUCCACAAGGCUAAAUGACAAACUUGUGGAGCCUUUAAAUGCCUAGCUUUUUGUCUGGAUUUCAUCCACACUGUUUUUUCUUAUGGAGAGUAUCAGGAAUGAGUUGCUUCAAACCUUUCUUCCAGUGCCCGUAACAUAGCCAUCCACAUCAGAAACUGUGUUUUCAGUUGCAGUGGUGGCAGCAGGACAUCCUUAUUACAGUCAUAAGGGAAACGGUGGCGUUAUCAGAUAACGUGUAUGAGGGGCCACCUACGUUUCAGUUCUAAAAUGAGAGUUGCAUGAAAUUGUACGGCAGGGAAUGGGUUGGCAGAUACUUCCUACUAACUGUUUUUGGGUGGCUGUAGGGAGGUAAUGCCCAUAUUUUGGAUAUUCUGGCCUUAGAUGCGUAGACCUUUGUUCAAGUAUAGAGUAAUUUGCAGCCACAGAAGUCCAUAACCCUAUUUAGAAGAUGAGUUUCGGUUUUCUGAUGGGUUUUCUUUGCUGGCUUGCAGAGAAUUGGAGCUGUUCUUCCAGGGGUGCAGUCCUCUUGUAGAGCUGACAUCCUCCUGUCUCUUCAUGUGAUAUCUAAGUUUCUACAUGUGCUCCUUGUCUGUUUUCCACCUUGCAUCUGUUUCUCAUUUUGUUCUUCAGUUUUCUGCACUCUGUCCUGUUUCAUGAUGCCAGGAGGGUUUCAAUCCUGCCCAUUAUUUUUUUUUCUGGUUGUUGGGGGAAGGGAUUAUAGGGAAAGGGCUCCUCUGCUCUUCUCUUAUGUCUUAAGUGUCCUACAAGCCGUGUACAGUCAGAUUUUGUGUACCACAACAAAAUCUUUAGAUGGUUUUGCUGCCUUCCUCUAGUACACAUCUGAUAUCGUGCAAAUGUUGAUCUCUUCCUGCUCCCAUCUGGCUUCUAGUUUAGCUGGGCUCAAAAUAAUUCUGCAAAAACAAAACAGCCAAACAAAAAACCUACACAUUAGCUCUGUUGGGCUCCAGCUACUUACCAAGAAGGAGGUUUUCAUGUACAGGAGUCACUUAGACUUUGCUGUGAAUUUAUAGAGGUAUUUUAAUGCUUGCAAAACAGAAUGUUUUUCCUCUGUAUUUGAAGGAAAACUGCAAAUAUUUUUCACUGAGACUUUAAAAGACAGAAAACAGAUCCUGCGCUGAGAUAACCAGAGUGUGAUGUUAAAAUCAGCCACAAAAUCAGAGACGAGAAGCACUGCAAGCAGGAGCUUUGUAACAAGAAGUGGGCAGCUCAUCCAUCUUGAGAUCCUCGCCUUAUUACCAGCUCUCUGGAGGUGCUGAUGUGUGAAGGGGGUCUUGCAAUUAUGCCACUCAUUGUGAAUGGGAAUCACCUUUGCCGUGUCAAUUUAAAAGACUGGAACCUUGUGUGUUCUCUCUACUGCUUACAAAUGUUGCAGUCUGUCGGCCUUAAUUUCACAGUGCUUAUUAAAACCAGAGGCUCUAAUCCAUUGCUCUCUUUGCAUUUGAUUAGCUGCUACUAAUUUUCCAUUAUACUGAGACUAUGUGGCUAUAGGUGAUCACUUUACAAAGUUUUUGAAAUACUUCAGUAAUGAUUUUUAUUAUACUGUUACGUCCUCGGCAUCAGUUAUAGGGAUCUGUCUUUAGCAAUAACUAUUAUACACUGUGUGUAUGUCUGUUUAUAUAUGGAAAAUAAAUACGGAGCAUGUAACAACUGUGAAAAUGCACUGCGCAAAGAGUAGAGUGAGCACUCGGCGGCCACUCUGCACCAGCCUGAACAACCCAAAUGAAAAAUUGGAGAGCGUGUGGAGAAAACGAACGAGCAUGAAAAAUUAUUUGGGAGUGGAUUUCCCUUUAUGCGCACACUGGGCUGUGUAAGCUGUAGACGAGCCAGCCGUGAAUACCUGAAGCCAGUUCAACUGCUGAUUGCUCAAACAGCAGCUUCCUCUUCUGUAAGACUGGUGAGAGCCGCCGUGUUCAGCUGUAGCCCUGUGCGUCAGUGUAUUGUCACUAACCACGCCGAGAGAGGCAGCAGUGCACUAGGAUGACAUCUACGAGAGACGCAAAGUACUUUCUUUUGUGAUUUUUUUUUUUAUAAUAGCAAUAAUGUUGACUGCAUUCUAAUACAAUAAAGGUCUGUUGAGAUGA
Messenger RNA from Anas platyrhynchos (mallard), 8612 nucleotides. The record is from RefSeq and is a predicted model, not a curated record. NCBI's taxonomy places the organism in Eukaryota, Metazoa, Chordata, Aves, Anseriformes, Anatidae.